Messenger RNA from Nematostella vectensis (starlet sea anemone), 2763 nucleotides. Its product is annotated as general transcription and DNA repair factor IIH helicase subunit XPD. The transcript is spliced from 30 exons. Gene Ontology annotation, molecular function: ATP binding; hydrolase activity, acting on acid anhydrides, in phosphorus-containing anhydrides; DNA helicase activity. Gene Ontology annotation, cellular component: nucleus. Bases 173 to 2452 code for a protein of 759 amino acids. Gene Ontology annotation, biological process: positive regulation of mitotic recombination; nucleotide-excision repair; transcription by RNA polymerase II. Lineage: Eukaryota; Metazoa; Cnidaria; Anthozoa; Actiniaria; Edwardsiidae. The record is from RefSeq and is a predicted model, not a curated record.
CAAAACUAAAAUGGCGGACAAACAACAUGGAUAAGUUUUGCAAUUUUUACCGCUUGUGUAUAUUUUUGAACGCGACAACAAAACAUUGCUGCAAAUGUAUACAUAGCCAACGACUUUAAGGGGAAACCGUGUGCGUUUUGCCAAAUAGCUUGGACUAGUUAGUCACCUCAACAUGAAGCUUAACAUAGAUGGCUUGCUUGUGUACUUCCCGUAUGACUACAUCUACCCAGAGCAGUACUCCUACAUGCUGGAGCUCAAACGCACCCUGGAUGCCAAGGGACAUUGUCUUCUUGAGAUGCCGUCUGGAACUGGAAAAACUGUCUCUCUCCUCUCACUUAUUGUGGCCUACCUCAAAAUCAAACCUUUAGAAUUGACAAAGUUGAUCUACUGCUCUAGAACAGUUCCAGAGAUAGAAAAGGUUAUGGAAGAGCUGAAGAAAUUAACAGAAUACUACGAAAGUGAGACUGGAGAGAAACCCAACAUCCUUGCGUUAGCCCUUAGUUCCAGGAAGAACCUGUGCAUACAUCCAGAGGUUGCUGGAGAGAGAGAAGGGAAAAAGGUUGAUGGGAAAUGUCUUUCCAUGACAGCGUCAUUUGUCCGACUCAAACACAAGGAAGACUCCAGUGUCCCUGUGUGCAACUUUUAUGAGGAUUUUGACUCUCUGGGUAGAGAUGAAAAGAUGCCUCCAGGAAGCUACAACUUGGAUGACCUGAGACAGUUUGGCCGGAAGAAAGGAUGGUGUCCAUACUUUAUGGCAAGAAGAGCUAUUUAUCAUGCGAACGUAAUAGUGUACAGCUACCACUACAUGUUAGACCCUAAGAUAGCAGAUCUGGUCUCCAAGGAACUGGACAAAAAAGCAGUGGUGGUAUUUGAUGAGGCCCACAACAUAGAUAAUGUUUGUAUUGACUCCAUGAGCGUGACCAUCUCUAGACGUACCCUGGAUAGAAGUCAUGCUAAUGUUGAGUCCCUCGCAUCAGUCAUUGACAGAAUCAAGGCGACAGAUGCCCAGAAAUUGAGAGAAGAAUAUAACAGACUUGUAGAAGGUUUACGUCAGGCAAGCGAAGCAAGAGACACAGAUAUCGUCCUCUCAAAUCCAGUCCUCCCAGAUGAAGUGCUACAAGAGUCUGUCCCAGGAAAUAUUCGGAAAGCUGAGCAUUUUGUUGGUUUCAUGAGAAGGUUUAUAGAGUAUUUAAAGACGCGUUUGCGGAUUCAACACGUGGUUCAGGAAAGCCCAAUGUCAUUCUUGCAACACAUCUAUCAGCAAGUCUGCAUUGAGCGCAAGCCUCUUAGGUUCUGUGCUGAGCGCCUCAGCUCGCUGCUCCGCACUCUAGAGAUCCCUGAAAUGCAGGACUACGGUCCUUUGGUGCUGAUCGCGAACUUUGCCACGCUAGUCAGCACCUAUAAUAAAGGGUUCAAUAUCAUAAUUGAGCCAUUUGAUGACAGGACGCCCACUAUUCCUAACCCCAUCCUGCACUUCAGUUGUAUGGAUGCGUCUAUCGCGGUGAAACCUGUUUUCGACAGAUUCCAGUCUGUCGUAAUCACUUCAGGGACACUUUCUCCAAUUGACAUGUAUCCAAAGAUUCUAGACUUCCGUCCGGUCACUAUGGCAACCUUUACUAUGACACUGGCCCGGACGUGCCUUUGUCCGAUGAUUGUAAGCCGAGGAAGUGACCAGGUUGCAAUGACGACGAAGUUUGAGAUGAGGGAGGAUUUGGCCGUCAUACGUAACUAUGGCAACCUAUUGACGGAGAUGUCGGCCGUGGUGCCUGAUGGGAUUGUUUGUUUUUUCACGAGUUAUUUGUACAUGGAAUCCGUGGUCUCUCUCUGGCAUGACCAGGGUAUCAUCAGUAACAUCCAAAAGAAUAAGCUUCUCUUUAUCGAGACAACAGACGCCGCUGAGACGAGCCUCGCCCUCCAUAACUACCAAAAGGCUUGUGAGAACGGUCGCGGUGCGAUCCUUUUAUCUGUCGCCAGGGGCAAAGUCUCCGAGGGAAUCGACUUCGAUCACCAUUACGGAAGGGCUGUAAUCAUGUUUGGAAUCCCUUAUGUGUACACACAAAGCAGAAUACUUAAGGCCCGACUGGAGUACCUUAGAGAGCAGUUCAACAUCCGCGAAAACGACUUCCUGACGUUUGAUGCCAUGAGGCAUGCAGCACAGUGUGUUGGACGGGCUAUCCGGGGCAAGACAGACUAUGGUAUCAUGGUAUUCGCUGACAAGCGCUUCUCCAAGGUCGACAAACGAGGAAAGUUACCCAAGUGGAUACAGGAAUACCUUAAGGAGUCUCUGUGUAACCUGUCUACCGAUGAAAGUGUACAGAUAACCAAGAGAUUCCUGAGACAGAUGGCGCAACCAUUUGAACGGGAGGAUCAACUUGGCCUGUCGCUUUUGACAUUCGAGCAAGUGCAGUCGGAAGAGUUUCAGAAGAGGAUCAUUCAAUCCGCCAUGGCCUAAAUUAUCCGUACCUACUGUGACUAGACCAAGGGGAAUUUAAGCUCACAGCUCGUAGUUUUUGAGAUUUCUAUGAAAAUAGAACAAUGAAAAUACACAAAACUCACUCAUUCUUAUGAUAUUUCACAGAGGUAAUUAAAUCACUUCUAACUUCUAACCCGAACUGUGACCUUAAAACUCAGUUUCUUGUUGAAGAAAACUUCGGAACUAGAAGUAAGAACAGUGGUAGAUGGACAUUGCAUUUCCAAGUAAACAAAGGAUAUAUUUUCGGAGGAUCCAAGAAUGAGACAAUAAUAAACGAGUUUAUAAAUGUU